This is a messenger RNA of Glycine soja, 990 nucleotides long. Its product is annotated as photosynthetic NDH subunit of lumenal location 2, chloroplastic. The coding region runs from base 34 to 771 and encodes 245 amino acids. Gene Ontology annotation, cellular component: photosystem II oxygen evolving complex; extrinsic component of membrane; photosystem II. Gene Ontology annotation, molecular function: calcium ion binding. The record is from RefSeq and is a predicted model, not a curated record. NCBI's taxonomy places the organism in Eukaryota, Viridiplantae, Streptophyta, Magnoliopsida, Fabales, Fabaceae. The transcript has 2 exons. Gene Ontology annotation, biological process: photosynthetic electron transport chain; photosynthesis.
CCUGAAAAAAAGAAAAGGCUACCCAAGAAGAUAAUGGUUCCACAUGGCAUAAUAGUAAGGUCUUCCAUACCGGGCAGCACGGUCAGCCAAACUGGUCCUGCCCGAAAACUCAAAGAGUCCAAAUUCCCACCUCACCACUCAAGGCUCACUUACUUACCACACACACCUCCUAAACCAAAAUUAUCCAAAACCAUGUCCAGCUUCACUCAUGCCACCACACUCCUCCAUGCCCACAUCAAAACCAAGCACAAAAAACCCUCCACCACCACCACCACCACCACCCCAUUACCCCAUAACCAUUCCCCCAACAGAAGGAAGCUGAUUUCAACCUUUCUAGCCACUUCAACAGCAGCACUACUAGUGCAUGGAGUCACCAGCACCCCACAAGCACUGGCCCAGAGCUGGGGCACGCACUCCUUCAUCAAGGAGCACUUCUUCGAGCCGGGGCUCUCCCCGGAAGACGCGGUGGCGAGGAUAAAGCAGACUGCGGAGGGGCUGCACAGCAUUCGGGAGGCGCUGGAGACCAUGUCUUGGAGGUAUAUCAUGUUCUACAUACGCAUCAAGCAGGCCUAUCUUGACCAGGACUUGAGGACUGCCUUCACCACCUUGCCUGAGAGUAGACGCAAGGAGUAUGUCAAAACUGCUAAUGAGUUGGUGUCUAACUUUGGUGAGUUUGAUAGGCAUAUUCGGACGCCAAAGGUAUAUGAAUCAUACCUAUACUACGAGAAGACAUUGAAGUCAAUAGAUCAACUUGUGGCCAUACUAGCAUAGCACAAGGAGGAAGCUGCAGGGUAUAACGGUCUUAAUUUGCAAUUCUUAUUUUUGUGGUAUAAAGCCUCUUGUUACGUUUUUUUUCCUUCCAUUUUAAUUCCGAAUUGAAAUAGAAGGUAUUAUAGCACGAAGUUCAAGCAUAUAUUAUGUACAUGUUUGUAUGCAACUUCAAAUUCAUGAACACAAAGAAGGUUCUAAAAUGAGAAGCUUCAAUCUCAA